Molecule: messenger RNA, 197 nt
Organism: Funneliformis mosseae
Lineage: Eukaryota; Fungi; Glomeromycota; Glomeromycetes; Glomerales; Glomeraceae
Source: the annotation of a GenBank genome assembly
AUGAAGAAGUAUAUGAUGCAAAUAAGGAUACUCAAAUUUUACCAAUUAAUAGUAAUUCUAGUAGUAAUAAUAGAAUAAAAUUGGCAUAUUUUACAAAAAAUCUUAGUGUAUUAACAAUCAUUUAUUUAACUAUACUUAUAAAAUAUUCUGCAACAUCUUCUAAUGAUGUUGCAACAGUUUUUAAUAUACAAGGAUAG